AUGAACGCUCAAGGCGCGGGCGUCCUCAGCGAGAAGUCAAGAGGCGAAGGACUCAUGACCCUCCUCAAAUUCAUCGACGACUUCGUGCCCUGUUGUCCUCGCGACGGCGCCAAACUCAUCGGCGCCAUCACGACGCAGUCGCUCAACGCCCGCGACGGCUACGAGAAAGCGUCGCGGGAAGUCUACUUUUGGUGCACGUCGGCCUUGCCGCUGCUCGACUCGUUCAUCGACGCCUUGCAGCAAGGACACACGGACGACGCGCAGACGCACCUGCUUGCCGUCUACGAAAACGGCGCCACGAUCAUGCGCACGGUCGCAUUGGCGCUCGCCACCACGGAGAAGCAACUGACCGGCGCCAAGGCCAACGUCAUUGCUUUGAGCAGCACGUGCUUGGCCACGGACAGCUCCGAGUCGCCAGUCGAGAGCGCGCCAGAGAUGAAACGCUUGACCGCACCGGACGCUACGACGGCCCGCGCAGUGUCCCUCGUGCAGUUCGACAACCUCGUGGCUUUGGCGGAAGCCAAAACACGGCCACCGGUGAUGGAGGCUUCGUCGACGCUGGCGACGGUGCUUCUCGGGCUCGCGCACCAGAUCGAGUCGAUGGUUCAAGGCACCCAGUCGGGCUGGCAGCAACUCGCGCAGACCAACGUCAUCCACGAGAUCGAGAGCGAGAUGCGCCAGCCCAAGCUUCUCCAGCUGCUCGACGAGGCGACGAUCGAAGCGCACAUCACAUCGGCCAAGGCGCUCCGCGCCGCCAAGUGGGACGGGCGGCAACAAGGUACGCCGUGCGGCGAUGGACCGCGCCGCGCACAGCUGUCGACGUCGAGCAUCGGCCUCGAGGCGACGCGGCUCCUCGCCGAGCGCUUUCCCGAGAGCAUCGUUCUGCUUGGUGCGCGCAGCAAGCCGCAGGAAGCCAAGUCGCUGGCCCUCGAUUCCAUGGCCUUUCAACACGCCGAGACAUCGCGCUAUGCGUGGCCUGCGGCGACGCUGACCCGCGGUCGCUACGGCAUCUCCAAAUCGCUCGGACUGGCGCUCGGACGCAUCUGGGCAGCAGCGUUUCGCGAGAUCUGCACGGUCUCCGUGUGA
This is a messenger RNA of Saprolegnia parasitica CBS 223.65, 1086 nucleotides long. RefSeq lists its product as hypothetical. The coding region runs from base 1 to 1086 and encodes 361 amino acids. The record is from RefSeq and is a predicted model, not a curated record. The transcript is spliced from 4 exons. NCBI's taxonomy places the organism in Eukaryota, Oomycota, Saprolegniomycetes, Saprolegniales, Saprolegniaceae.